AUGGGCGAUGCUAUUUUCAGAACACACGGCAAAACGUACGAAGUCGGCCAAUCACGUGAUGUCGUCGGAUAUGCUGCGGGAGGCACCACUGAAGAUUAUGCAUACCAUCCUGAAGCUGGCUUGGAUAUUCCCUACGCAUGGGUCUACGAGCUCAGAGACGAUGGUAAAUUUGGAUUUUUGCUUGGGCCGGACGAGAUCAUCCCGACUGCCGAAGAAGUAGUAGCGUCAUUUAUUGAGCUGCGAAAUUAUUUGUUCUCUCUUUAA
Messenger RNA from Oikopleura dioica, 264 nucleotides. The record is from the annotation of a GenBank genome assembly. NCBI's taxonomy places the organism in Eukaryota, Metazoa, Chordata, Appendicularia, Copelata, Oikopleuridae.